AUGGCAGAGGGACAUAAUUGGAUAGUAGAUGUGCAUACUCACAUUCUUCCAACCAGACUUGCACAAAAGAUUCGCGGCGUCUUUCUUGCAGCUGAAGGUCUUUCUGUUGGUCAAGAUGCAAAUCAUAUAUGCUGUACACCGGCUUACAACAAAGCAGAUGAAGAUCAAGGUCCAUCAUUCACAGAUCAGCCAUUAUUCGAACUGAAAUAUCCUGCAUACAACAAAGAUGGGAAUAUGCAAAAGAUUCUUUCUGAGAAUGGGAUUCGAUCGAUUUGGGUGUUACCAUAUGCUCACAAAGGUGAUGGAAUGGCACAUCAACUCAACGGAGAUAUCGUAGUAACAUGCACAAAAGGUACUUUCGAGACAGCAUUCAUCGAUGCGAUACCGGCUCUGACUGUUCACCCCGAUGAUGAAAAAGAGGGUGUUCGAUUGACAACACUUGAAGCACUAAAAGCUGGAUGUAAGGCAGCCAAGUUGCACUGUUCAGUGGGACACUACGGAAUCCUGCAUCCCUCCUUGGAGCCAUUCUGGGAAAUAGCAAAUCAAAUCAGGCUACCGGUGAUCGUUCAUGUUGGAAAUCAUAUCUCCGGUCAUACGGCCGUCUCUGAGCUGGAUGACGUUGACAAAUUGAUGCAAAGAUACAAACAUGUAAUCUUUGUGAUUGCUCAUAGUGGAGCGCCAGGAACAAGUGAGGCGAUCAAAUUGGCAACCCAAUAUUCAAACGUAUAUCUCGAUACAACACCCGUUGUUAGUCAUACGAUUGCAUAUCCGCCAAAAUCUCAUUCACAGUAUCCAGACUUGAUCCGAUUGGCAAAAGAGGGAAAGGUGUUAUUUGGAACAGAUUUUCCCAAUGUAGCUGUGUCGAUUGAGGAACAGAUCAAGUAUAUUUUUGACACGUUUGCAACGGAUGAAAGUUGGAAGCAGAAAAGGAAAGAACUGGAAGCAAAAGAGACAGCUGAGGGGCUGAAAUGGUGGCAGUAUAAGGAGUAUGCUCAACAAGCGGGGAAAGCCGUUGUAGAAGUCUUGGGUGAUGCUGCAUUGCGGAUUUUUGAGCAAACAGAUCAAGGCAGUCUUUCACAAUUUACUUCUCAUCUUUGA
Messenger RNA from Meira miltonrushii, 1098 nucleotides. RefSeq lists its product as uncharacterized. The coding region runs from base 1 to 1098 and encodes 365 amino acids. Gene Ontology annotation, molecular function: carboxy-lyase activity; hydrolase activity. The transcript is spliced from 2 exons. The record is from RefSeq and is a predicted model, not a curated record. Gene Ontology annotation, cellular component: cytoplasm. Gene Ontology annotation, biological process: secondary metabolic process. Lineage: Eukaryota; Fungi; Basidiomycota; Exobasidiomycetes; Exobasidiales; Brachybasidiaceae.